GAGCGCGCGAAAGGGACGCAGAGCCUCGGUGUUCACGAGCCUGCACAGCACCCAUCCGCCACCGCUAUCCGCCCAAUUUCUUUUUAAUUGAACCCCUUUUACUCCCGCUCGGCAUUGCUGCAGGAAUAGGAUGACUGGGAAGACCCAGACCAGCAACGUGACCAACAAGAAUGACCCGCGCUCACUCAACUCCCGCGUCUUUAUCGGCAACCUGAACACGGCCGUGGUGACCAAGGCCGACAUCGAGGCCAUCUUCGCCAAAUACGGCAAGAUCGUGGGCUGCUCCGUGCACAAGGGCUACGCCUUCGUCCAGUACACCAGCGAGAGGAACGCCAGGGCUGCCGUUUCCGGGGAGAACGCCAGGGUCAUCGCAGGACAAUCACUAGAUAUCAACAUGGCAGGAGAGCCAAAACCGUACAGGCCUAAGAUUGUCUCCAAGAGGCCUCUCUCGUCCCUCUACAGUGGCUACGAGUUUGACUAUGACUACUACAGAGACGAUUUCUACAGCAGACUGUUUGAGUACCACGGUCGUGUCGUGCCCCCGACCCGUGCAGUGAUCCCCAUCAAACGCUCACGGCUAGUCGUCCAGUCCACACGCAGAGCCAAAUCCUCUUUUCCAGUCAGGGCCUGUUCUUCCUCCUCCUCCUCCUCUUCCUCCUCCCGAGCAUUCAAUGUCGGCUCUUCCAUCACAGUCCCUAAACUGAAGACAGACCAGCUCGUAACAAUCAAGAAGGAACUGUCACAGAUAAAGAACAAGAUCGACUCUCUGCUGGGGCGGCUGGAGAAGAUUGAGAGGCAACAUCGCUCUGACGGUGACAUACAGAGGAAACAGGAGGAGGUGUGUGAGUGUCUCCAUGGUGAUGCAGCAGACCACUCGAGUGGGGAGGAGGCGGAGGGGGCGGCCGAGGUGGAGGCGGGGGAGAUGACGGACGGCGGCGAAGACGACUUUGAAGAUGAAGGCACCGGGGAUAUGAUAGAGAACCACAUAUCGGAUAUUGACAACUGAGCAAGCCAGGGGAAAAAGGAAAUGUAAAGUUGAAGAAGCUGGGAGAAGAGAUACCAGCAUACCUUCUUGAUCUAGAAGGUGUAUAUGAAAUUAAAGGAUGGCAAUGACGGGAGUGACUGACAGCAGAGGAAGAGUUUUUCAAACUAGUUUUCUUUGCUUGUUUGCCUCAUUACAACAUGACACUUCUGAUGUGUACUUCAUCAAAAUGCUGGUAGUGAAUAUCCUCCAGACUACUGCGAGAUCAACCGCAAAGAGCAAUCAAUAAUUUACCUUUUAAGCUCAUUGCAUAUCUGAGAAAAUAAGGACACUAUAUUGUGUGGUUACUAUAUGUUGGUCUGUAAUGUGCAUUAACAAUGAGAAGAACAAUGAAAUUCCCUCUUUUGUUGUAACGUUUUUUCCUGUUUCUGUGCUUUGAAAACUUGCGAGCCUCGGCGCAGGCAGAACGCUGAAUUGAAUGUAGGAACAACACUUGAUAAUUAUGUGAUUUUGCUUAAUUUGUACAUUUUGCUGAAAUGUACACAGUAUGUAAUUUAUUCACAAUGUCUCUACAUAGUGUUGUGUAUGCAUAUCAUGUUUGCCGUUUGUUAUACAUGAUGAGAUGCAUUUUAAAUUCAUUUUACAUUGUGUUUAUGGUUCACAAAAGAUGAAUAUUUUUUACUAUCAGCAUGUUUAAAUGUGGCUAUUAUGGCUUGUUUGUAUUCAUUGCAUCUGGUGUACAGCUAUGGAUGAUAGAAGUUUUUGAAAUAAACCUGUUCCUCCCAACAAAAGAAAAAAAAAAACAGCCUGAGUGUUGUGGCUUUCAUUUUCACAAUCAAUCGUGAAGGAAAAAAUGUGCAUUGUAGGGUUUUAUGCUCGGUAAAUGAACAUCGCUUGCAGAAAAACUUCAAGAAUCUUUUAUUAACACUGUACGACAUGAGAAGCAGCAGUCGAAGGUUUAUACCUGACUAAACUUUAAAGUUGACUUCCCUCCAGCCUCCAAACAUUUGUAUCCUCAUUAGCAACAUGGCGGUGGGACUCUCUCUGCAGGUCCACCACUUUAGUUUAAAUUAAAGAAUAUAAAGACUGAUAGUUUGAGGUAUGUUGUUAACAUUUGUUUAGAUAUCAACAUCCCUAAGAAGAUGAAUCCGGCUGGCUUUAUCGAUCCUUUGACUCUUCCUCAAGCAUCGUCAUGAGUUUGACUUCUGUAUUUGAUGGAAAUGUUUUAAAAAAUCUGGAUGAUUGCUAUGAAAUUCUGUUUGGUGAUAUACAUAUAGUUUGUGGAUUAGAGGAAGUUAAUUGGCAGCUAUUCUUUUCAUCAGUCAUUUCAUGGCUACUGGUUUUUUAUAUGUGAUGCUUUGCUGUUUUAACCAUGUCAUUAUUUUCAUAAUUUGAUUAAACAAGCAUUGUGAACAGUG
Eleginops maclovinus (Patagonian blennie) is the source of this 2400-nucleotide messenger RNA. RefSeq names its product RNA-binding Raly-like protein. Gene Ontology annotation, molecular function: RNA binding. Gene Ontology annotation, cellular component: nucleus. The transcript is spliced from 9 exons. NCBI's taxonomy places the organism in Eukaryota, Metazoa, Chordata, Actinopteri, Perciformes, Eleginopidae. The record is from RefSeq and is a predicted model, not a curated record. The coding region runs from base 131 to 1006 and encodes 291 amino acids.